UAUAAAAGUUUCAGCCUCCGAGCCCGCACGAGCGACGAAAUCCACCCAGUCAGCACUCCUGAAGGCCGGGAAUCGCGAACGGAAUGAGCCCCAGAAUCCCCCCCAAAUAGCCGGGAACCCCAAGUGCAGGAGAGCAGUCAGGGCCGUGGGACUCGGGAGGCCAAACACGUCGAGACGAGAUGGACGGCGAGGGCAGGAGGCUCGCGGAGGUCGUCAAAGAAACGCAUAAAAGGCUCAGGAAGCGGUGCAGGCAGGGUGAAGAUGAAGCUGAAGUUUGGAAGGAUCACAUCCAGCAUGAGGAUGUGUUACGUACUUACGCUAGUGCAAUGCAUAAUCUUGCCACUAACCACUGGGAAUCUACACAGCAAAUCAACACCUCACGUGUUACAUGGGUUAACAAUGCUGUAAUACAGUAUUAUCAAAAGGGAGAAAUGACACGUGUAACUCAAAAAGAACUCCGUAAAUUGACAUACCUAGGAUUAGAAACGGAAUGUGAUACUUCAGAUGGUUGUCUUCGGAAAGAGCAUGAGAAAUUGCAGUUGUUGGAUGUUGGCAGCUGCUAUAACCCCUUCUCUGUAUAUGAACAAUAUGAAGUAACUGCAGUUGAUUUGUAUCCAGCCCAGCCAUCUGUUAAACAAUGUGACUUUCUUGAUGUGGAACUAACCGAGGAGGCAACGCCACCAAAAAAUGAAGGAAAGAAUUCCAAUGAAAGUGGGGAGAGAGAGUCUUCAUUAGAGGCUCUAGAAACGGCCUCAGAGAGUGCUAAGAGUGAAGUCGAUAGGGUGGUAAGCUCUGUAGAAAAGGACCAGAAAAGCACCCCAAACAGUGAGUCAGAUGAGAAGAUUGACACUGACUUACAAACCUCUGAAAGUGUAACAAGUAUUAGUAAAAGUGAAAGUGAUGCAAAUGUGAAAGAAAAAGGGAGCGAGGAAAUGAACAAGAAAAGUGAUAAAAGUAACACAAUUAGAUUCUUAAGAAAAGGGUUUUUUGAUGUUGUGGUGUUUUGCCUCCUGCUUGAGUAUUUACCGUCACCCAAGCAGAGAUUUCGUUGUUGUGAAAAAGCUUAUAAUCUCCUCAAGCCUAAUGGUCUUUUGUGCAUUAUAACUCCCGAUAGUAAACAUCAGAAUGCAAACGUACAUCUCUAUAAAUUAUGGAAAAUUACCCUAGGUUUUCUUGGGUUUUCUAGGAUAAAAUACGAAAAGCAAACCCACUUUCAUGGUAUGGUUUUCCGCAAAGGCUUGUGCAAAAGAGCCUGGGAGCUAGAUUCUGAUAGAGAGCUAUCUAGCAUCAAAACCACAAAUGUGAAAAGUAGAUUUGAAACCAUCAGUUAUGACAAGAUUAAAUUUGAGAUGUAUAUACCCCAAGAUUUUCAAGACUUAUCUGAUAGUGAUGAGGAGUUACCUGAAAAGUGUAUGAAAUUGUCAUAGUGAUCAUAUGAGGGAAGUAAUUUUUUUUUUUUUCUUUUUUUUUUUUUUUUUUCUUCCC
Molecule: messenger RNA, 1485 nt
Organism: Penaeus monodon (black tiger shrimp)
Lineage: Eukaryota; Metazoa; Arthropoda; Malacostraca; Decapoda; Penaeidae
Gene: Samtor
Product: S-adenosylmethionine sensor upstream of mTORC1-like
Exons: 5
Coding region: 180-1427 (415 amino acids)
Biological process (GO): negative regulation of TORC1 signaling
Source: RefSeq, a predicted model, not a curated record